Molecule: messenger RNA, 5418 nt
Organism: Ailuropoda melanoleuca (giant panda)
Lineage: Eukaryota; Metazoa; Chordata; Mammalia; Carnivora; Ursidae
Gene: ZBTB25
Product: zinc finger and BTB domain containing 25
Exons: 2
Coding region: 1712-2782 (356 amino acids)
Biological process (GO): regulation of transcription by RNA polymerase II
Cellular component (GO): nucleus
Molecular function (GO): RNA polymerase II cis-regulatory region sequence-specific DNA binding; protein binding; DNA-binding transcription factor activity, RNA polymerase II-specific
Source: RefSeq, a predicted model, not a curated record
AUGUGCUUUUGUAAAUCAGAAGAGUUUUUAAUGUGAUAUAGCUAAGCCUUAUUAUAACAUCAUUUGGGGGAUUCUUUGUUAUGGGGUCACCUUAAGAAAUAAAAUUAACUUAUUAAUUAAUUAAUUUUGCACAUCCAGUAAUUCAUCUCAGUGUGUAGGAUCCAUGGUGGAAGGUAAAAACACGAACAAUAAUAGCUAAAAGUUAUUGAAGGCUUAUUCCAUACCCAAGCACUAAGUAUUUACCUAAUGUACAUUCUACUGUUAUCCAUACUAUUUUAGAGAAAAGGAAACUGAGACUGAGUCAAGGAACUGGCCCCUCCAAGAUUAUACAGCUAGUAAGUUAUCCUCAAAUGCAGAUCUGUGCUCUUAAAGAUCUAUGUUCUGACCCACUAAAUUGUUGAUAUCUAUUCUAUAACACUUUCAUAGCAAGGGUGUAAUGUCAUAAUUCUACCCUUAUAGUCCAUAUUACAGUUCAAAAGACAUUUGUUUCAAAUACUUUGUUCAAGAAGUAUUUUGAUUUUUUGAAUGAGGGUUAUCCCAACAGGAUGGGUAUGUAGGGAGUGGGCAGGAAAUUCGUAGUCAGAUUCUGAGCUCUUAAAGAAUAGCUUUAAUCCAUCCCAGGUUGAGGGUGAUAGAGUUCUGUAUGUUUUUUUAAAGGACCUUGUAUGAGAUACUUAGGAGUCUAGUCUCAAUCACACACUUUCAUUUACCUGUUCUCGUUUAAAUAUUUGUUGGGUACUUACAGGUCAGCACUCUGUUAGACCCUAGUGACAGGCUAGUAAUGCUCCCUGUCCUCAAGGAGUUCAUAGUCUAAUAGAGAACACAUGUAAAGAAAACAAUUGCGACGUAAUUGAUCUGUCUGUGCCUCAGUUUCCUUCUCUGUGAAACAUUGGCAUAAUAUGUAUGCUCACUCCAUGGUGUUGAGAAGAUUAAAUGGAUUAAUAAUACUAAAAUGCUUAGAACAGAGCUUUGCACUGUCAGCUUCUGUUAUCAAGAAUUACCGUGACGCGUCUAUAAUAGAAGUGCUGUACAAGGUAGAGUGGAGUGUCAGCAGCCCUAUUUUGGGGAGGUUGGAACAGGAUUUACAGAAGCCCUGGAUCUUGAAGGAUCAGGAGGAGUUUUUUGGAUAUUUCAAAUGAAUGCAAGAAGGUACAUUGCAGGCAGAGGAGAAAAGUGCAUGAAAACAUAGGCAGAUAUGAACCGGGCUAGUACAUUCAGGAAACAGAUCAGAAUGGUUGGAAUGCAUGGCAUGAAGUGGGGAGGAGGUUGGAGUGGGGGACAUGUCAUGGGUAGUGUCAGUGUAGGAACUAGAAUAGAAACAGUGCCUUCACAUCAGUCUUGUAAGAGCUUUGAGUUGGUUCAGCUCCCCAAGCGCCUGCUGUAUGCCAGGCACCAUGUUAAACAAAAUCCGAGAGAUACAAAGGUGUCAGGCCUGCUACGUGGUAUCUCUAUGGAGCAACUGAAAAUCCUCAGUGCACAGCUCUGUGCAGAUAUAAAAAACCCCUGCCACAGACCCUGGAAGUGGGUGGGCGAGAGCUAAGAGUGAAACCCAAGAGGGAAUCCUGAGAUAUGGGGACUAAAGAACUGGAUUGCCAGCAUCUGACACCCUGUGCGUUCCGAAAGACGGGAACGUUUGCUUCAGGGAAGUGAAUGCAUAAAAAUACAACCAACUGACAUCCAGCCUGACAUAUUCAGCUAUUUGUUGCACAUUAUGUACACGGGGAAAGGGCCAAAACAGAUUGUGGAUCACAGUCGUUUGGAGGAAGGGAUUCGAUUUCUUCACGCCGACUACCUUUCUCACAUUGCGACUGAAAUGAAUCAAGUGUUCUCACCAGAGACUGUGCAGUCCUCAAAUUUGUAUGGCAUUCAGAUCUCAACGACUCAAAAAACAGCUGUCAAGCCAGGGCUGGAGGUCAAAGAAGCUCCUUCUAAUAGCAGCGGCAGCAGAGCUGCUGUCCAGGGUGAGCACCCCCAGCUGCAGCUCUCUCUUGCUAUUGGGCUGGAUGAUGGCACUGCAGAACAGCAGAGGGCCCAUCCUGCCGCCCAGGCCUUGGAGGAGCACCAGAAGCCCCCAGUGUCCAUCAAGCAGGAGAGAUGUGACCCAGAAUCUGGGAUCUCCCAGAGCCAGCCCUCACCCUCAUCAGAGGUGACGGGCCCCACUUUCACUGAAAGCAGUAUCAAAAUACACUUAUGCCAUUACUGUGGGGAACGUUUUGAUUCCCGUAGUAACCUAAGACAACAUCUUCAUACCCAUGUGUCCGGAUCCCUCCCAUUUGGUGUCCCUGCGUCCAUUCUGGAAAGCAAUGACCUCGGUGAAGUGCAUCCACUUAAUGAAAAUAGUGAGGCUCUUGAAUGCCGCAGGCUCAGCUCCUUCAUUGUCAAGGAGAAUGAGCAGCAGCCUGACCGCUCAAACCAGGGCGCCGCAGAGCCUCUGCAGAUCAGUCAGGUGUCUUUGAUCUCCAAAGACACAGAACCAGUAGAAUUAAACUGUAAUUUUUCUUUUUCAAGGAAAAGAAAAAUCAGCUGUUCCAUCUGUGGUCAUAAAUUUCUCCGAAAAAGCCAAUUGCUAGAACACAUGUAUACACACAAAGGUAAAUCUUACAGAUACAACCGAUGCCAAAGGUUUGGCAAUGCGUUAGCGCAGAGAUUCCAGCCAUAUUGUGACAGCUGGUCUGAUGUCCCCCUGAAAAGUUCUCGCUUGUCACAAGAACAGUUAGAUUCAUCUUGUGCCUUGGAGUCAGAGCUCACACAAGAAAAUGUGGACACUAUCCUGGUGGAGUAGCAGUUUCUCCUUCAUGAUUUUUAUAUCCAUUCUGAAAAAGAAAAUUCACAUGCAUUUUUAUUCAUAAAUUAUUUUCCUUCUCAACUUCAAUUAACUUUUUUUCUUGACCAUUGAUCCACAAUUUUAAGGCUGUAUAUAUGAGGUCUUCUUAUUGUAAGAUAUGUCAGACAUAUGGCUAUUAAAAUGUAACCUUCAAAUAGAGCUAUGAACAUUCAUAAAUCACAAUUUAGAAAUCAGAAAUCAGGGGCGCCUGGGUGGCGCAGUCGUUAAGCGUCUGCCUUCGGCUCAGGGCGUGAUCCCGGCGUUCUGGGAUCGAGCCCCACAUCAGGUUCCUCCGCUAGGAGCCUGCUUCUUCCUCUCCCACUCCCCCUGCUUGUGUUCCCUCUCUCGCUGGCUGUCUCUGUCAAAUAAAUAAAAUAUUUAAAAAAAAAUCAGAAAUCAAUGUAGGAAACUUAGAGUAUUUAUAGAAUUUCUAAGUUGUAGAAUCAGUAAAGCCAAAUUGAAAAUGAAGUAAAUGAAAUAUUUUUUAAAGAAUAUUCUAGAAUAUCACUUUUGGCUAAUUUUUCACAUGAAUACACCACUAUGAAGACUAUUUAAAAAUAUUUCCUGCCAUAUAGGAAGUUAAAGUUAUUUUAAUGCGUAACUAUAUGUUAUAAUGUAUACAAAUUUUGUUUUAAGGCAUAGCUAUAAUAAAUCAUAAGUAGUUUUAAAAUCACUUUUCACUUAAUAACGCUGCCCCAUCUUACGUGGCUUUUAUUUUUUGACAUUGAGCAUACCUCAUUUUUAAUAAAAAAUAUUCUAGUGAAAAGAGAGAAAGGGAGAAGAUUCAGACAUUAAAACAAAAUCCUACGGAGAGAAAUAGGAAGAUACAUACAGAUAGACAAACAUAGAGACAGAUUCAGAUAGAACUACAUCAACUAACACCCAGUGUUGUUACCUUAAUCUAGAGCAUUUUCUUUUCUUUUUCUUUCUUUUUUUUAUUUGACAGAGAGAGAGAGAGGGAACACAAACAAGGUGGGUGGGAGAGGGAGAAGCAGGCUUUCCGCUGAGCAGGGAGCCCGAUGCCGCCUGAUCCCAGAGCCCUGGGAUCAUGACCUGAGCUGAAGGCAGAUGCUUAAUGACUGAGCCACUCAGGCGCCCCUCUAGAGCGUUUUCUUAAAGACCAUAAGAGGAGUAUGAGAUUUUUUUUAUGACCAGAGGUUUACAUCAGUUUUUAAAGAGGAAACUGAUAAAAUAUAAAUUAUCUUUCUACUCUCAGUGUCAGAGGGUUUUCUAGGGUGCCUGAGUUGAUGUUAAUUUUCUAAGUAUCACUUGAAAAAGUAAUUUUUCAAUGACACAGUUUUCAUUUUUUUCUGAUCCACAAAACUAGCAGAGUAGAUACAGUCAAUAUCCUAGAACUAUGUCUAAAAUCCAUGGUAGCUUUCCCUUUGUGAAUAAACUUAGCUCCCUUUUAUAGCAGUGAAACUUAUAAAGCUGUAACAUCAGAAAAAUUAAAACUGAUGGACUAAACGACAGAUUCUCCUGCUUUCUGUAGCUGGGGAAUAGCUGGCCAAACUUCACCACAAAGGAUAGAUCUAAAUUGUUUCUAAAAUGUUUAAAUUUCAAAGAUUAGACAGUCAAGAAUAACAAAAGAGACAGGCGUUGAAAGGGCCUCCCUCAUCUUUUUGUGCGCUGCCCUGUUCAAAGCCUCCCAGACGUGUUAAUAGGUCUGGUUUGUGAGGCUUAGAAAUUAAGUGUAUACAGAAACUCUGAGCUUCUUUAUAUGGCAUGCUUUGGAGGACAUCUCCUGACAGUGUCAGGGUUCAGUCAGAAGGGAGCUCAAAGAUUAAUCUCGCUCAUUCUAAGGGCAUAAAGGUUUUCUGUGGGUAAACAGUGAGGUUAGAUGAAUUAUGAAAUGUAAGUUUUUCUUGAAGGCUGAAGGAAGAAACCACCGGGCAUUGUCUAAGGCAGUUGAGCUUCUGCCUCAGAAAUGACUAAAGCUUCCUGGGGUCAAGACUGAGAUGUGUUGAAAAUGAAAUCUAACUAGCUAUUGACAUAGGAUCAGUUCUAUUGGGAGUGGGAGUGGUUAAAAGCAAAUGUGUUGCUCUUUGGAGUCAGAACUUUAUCUAAUCUUAAGUCAUUCAAUCAAUUAUUCAAAUUCACACUACCCUCAAAGAUUUCGUCUCCUAGGAUGAACACAGACAGUAACUCUGAUUGCAUGUAUUUUAGGCUGUCAGGAGAUAUUCCCUAGCCUUCUUCAAGUAAAAUUUAAUUUUUCUCAUUAGGAUAACAAUUUUUCUGAUUUCUUUCUUCUCUGUUCUUUCCUUCUUGCCCAGUCAUUAGUCCUUGACACAAGAAAUGUGUAGCUAAUGGGUGGAUUGAGCAUGCAUAUGAGUUGAGGGGUAGGGCAGCAGUUCAGGACAGAGUCUGGAAAAUUCUAAGGGUUUGCUGUGGCUGAUUAGCUAUGGCAGACAACAUUAAUUUAAAGCUGAAAUAUAUCUCCAUUUGUUGGGUGUUAAGAACGUAAUGGUUAAUUGUAUUUUCAUUCUCAUUCAUAUAGUUCCUUUUAAUAUUAGAAAUUCAAAACAAACGUUCUUUCUUUAGUGCUUUUUAAAGAUUUUAUUUAUUUGAGAGAGAAAGAGGGAGCAUGAGUGGAG